Molecule: messenger RNA, 991 nt
Organism: Leptinotarsa decemlineata (Colorado potato beetle)
Lineage: Eukaryota; Metazoa; Arthropoda; Insecta; Coleoptera; Chrysomelidae
Gene: MED19
Product: Mediator complex subunit 19
Biological process (GO): positive regulation of transcription by RNA polymerase II
Cellular component (GO): mediator complex
Molecular function (GO): transcription factor binding; transcription coregulator activity
Source: RefSeq, a predicted model, not a curated record
AAAAAAUAAGAAGAAGAAGAAAAACAUCGAAUGGCAACCCCGCCUAAUGGUAAUGAUUAUUUUGACAAGACGAAAGACUUUGUGGUUCUUAUUUUCCCUGUUCUAAUUUUUCUAUGCAGUAUUUUGGUAAAACAAUGAAAUGAAAAAUGAUGGGAGAUCAGUUUCGUAAAGUCGAACAAUAUUCUCCCAAAUCAUCGCCAAGAGGGGGUAGGUCCCCUGUAGUUUCACGUCAGGAUUCAUCAGGAACAUUAAAAACGACAAUUUUGCUAGGAAAGAAUCCAUCAAUAGUCCCUAGUGGACCUUUUUAUUUGAUGAAAGAACCACCUGGAGAAUCAGAAUUAACUGGGGCUACCAAUUUGAUGACAUACUAUGGCUUAGAACAUUCAUAUAGCAAGUUUAGUGGAAAAAAACUGAAAGAACAAUUGUCUUCUUUUUUACCUACCUUACCUGGCGUUAUCGAUUCCCCAGGUCAGCAAGACAACAGUUCGCUAAGAUCUGUUAUAGAAAAACCCCCUAUUGGAGGAAAGGAAUUGCUACCUUUGUCAAAUGUUCAAUUAGAUGGCUUUAGGUUACAUCCAGGUCCCCUGCCAGAACAAUAUCGUUAUGCAAAUGCAACUCCAAUUAAAAAACAUAAGAACAAGCAUAAAAAGCACAAACAUAAAGAAAGUGGAUUACCCAGUCAAGAAACUACUGUAUCUGACACAAACAGUGAAACACAUGAAAAGAAACACAAGAAACAGAAAAGACAUGACGAAGAAAAGAGAAAAAGAAAAAAGGAAAAGAAGCGUAAGAAACAAAAGCACAGCCCUGAGCAUAGUGCUGGCUUAACUCCUGGCCAGCAUUCCAGCUGAAAAACUUGAUGAUAUAUCAAAUACCAUAUGCAGUUUAAUCUAUUUUAUUCUAUAUUUUUAAUUUAAAGAUUUCCGUGUCUAUAUCAUGAAAUGUAUUUAUGGUUUUUGUCUAAAAUAUAUCUUGUUAUUUUUUUGUAUCA